This is a messenger RNA of Pocillopora verrucosa, 3724 nucleotides long. The record is from RefSeq and is a predicted model, not a curated record. NCBI's taxonomy places the organism in Eukaryota, Metazoa, Cnidaria, Anthozoa, Scleractinia, Pocilloporidae.
UGAUGCGGUAAGGGGACAGAAGACAAACAGUUGGUGGAGGAAGUACCAGGCAGAGGACGAGGAGGAGGCAAUGUUAAUUGCCAUUCAAAAAUCACGGGAAAUCGUAAAGGUGGAUAGUUCAGACGAUGAAGAACCCACUUCGGGAUUCUGCUGCAACUACAAAAAGGAGGACAAACGUGUUCGGCAUGAUGACAACAGUGUAGUCAUGAUGACUACAGGCAAAAUACCUGAUGAGAAAACCGCUGUGGUUGAGAAAGUAGACUUGACGCUCAUUGAUUCGCCAGUCAAAAGGGUGUGUGUGGAUAUUGAGACGAGCGACAGCGAUGAGUGCCUUUUCAAACCAGUCUUUGCAUCAGAAAAAGAUGUGGCUGAAAAGGUAAAUAAGAAAGUGCUGACACACCAGUUGAACGACUCCAGCGAUAGCAGUGAAGACGAACAAGGAACUGAUUACUUGAACGACGACCCAAUGGUUCCCAUCUACCGACGGGGAUUGCGUAAGGGUUUGGCCUCCAAGAAAGUGGUAGAUAUCCUCUUCCAUCCGCCUCGAGAACUUAUUGCACGUGCUGUUCCUUCCGCUAUCUCCAAAAAUUCUGUCUUUGUGGUGGACAUAUCUGCCCCACACAUAAAGCACUUUAAAAAUGUUCUGGCUGACGACCUUGGUGCAUGGAAUCCAACUGGGACGAAACAGCAAUACUACCGUGCUUCCACCAAGAGGAAUCCAGUUCGUAAGGCUUCCCAAUCAGAAUAUGAUGAUCAUGAGGCACAGGUCUAUAAAUGUACGAGAAGCUUCUACAGGAAUGAAUCCUCCCCCGAUUUGCAAAGGAUUUUCAUUUAUCUGACUGAUUCCAACGGAACGAUUCACGAUUUUGCUCUUCUGCAAUAUGUUUUUGAUGAUAAUGAACACGAAGUUAAAGUUAAACCACAUGGUAAUUCUAAAAGUCUUUCCAAAGAGUAUUACCGCACUUCGCAUACUACCAUGGAGAGGUUAAAAGAGCUCGCGAAAUCUGACCCUCCCAAGACGGUGUUUUUCAAGAGUAUCGAAGAAAAGGGAACAAUUUCAGACUUUAGAAACGCAGCUAGCCAUGCCAGAAAUGUACAACAGAUAAAGAACAUUAAAAAAACCAUGGAAGAGCAACCUGGGGAUUCUACACUCGAGCUGAUAGACAUGCUGAAGCAAGGAAACAGAGACAAAGAGAAUGCCUUCGUCCGUAAAGUAGAGACCUCGUCAGAUCCUUGUGUUGUCCUAACGACUGACCAGCAACUUAAGGACGUGGAAAGAUUUUGCACAAAUCCUAGCCAGUUUAGUAUUUUAGGAGUCGAUCCUACUUUCAAUUUUGGAGACUAUUAUGUGACUCUUACUACAUACAGGCAUCUCCUUCUCCGAACCAAAGAAGACAAGAAUCCAGUCCGGAUCGGACCAACCCUAGUUCACCACAAAAAAGAACCAUCCAGCUAUUACGAGCUCUCGUCUACCAUGAUAAAGCUAAAUGCAAAAACCCAAAAUGUUCUAGUAUAUGGUACUGACGGAGAAAAGGCAUUGGGUGAGGGUUUCGGUAGACCUCUCCCUUAUGCCCAGCAUUUACUCUGUGACCUGCAUAUGAAAGACAACAUAGUGUCAAAAAUGAACGAACUUGGAAUACGGGGCAAACCAUCAGAAGUCAUUCUAAGUGACAUCUUCGGAAGAGAUAUUGGUUGUAAGAGGGUACCUGGUCUUAUAGACUCGGAAAGCCAUGCCCAGUUCGUGACCAAUCUGGAAAAAAUGAAAGAGGAGUGGCUUUCCUUACACCCAUUCUCAGAGCGCUUUGUUACUUACUUUUGCAAGUAUAAAGCGGAUAUUAUAAGGCAAACGAUGACAGCUGAAUUGAGAUCCAUGGCUGGUCUAGGCUGGCCUCCAGGUGUAUACGAUCAGAACGGAAAUGAAUGUAUGAACUCGGUUCUACAAAGAGAGAAACAACUUACAAGGAAAAGGAAGCUUUCCAUUCCUGAAUUUGCCAGGUUGUUGCAGACGGUGGUGAAAAGACAGAGAACAGAAGAGGAUUUAGCAUUUAUUGGGCUCGGAGAGCUAAAAAUGGACAAAAAUUACGAGGAAGAGGGAAUGAAGGAAUCUGUCUUUUACAGGAAGACGAGAGCGCAACAAGAAGCGGCGCUCAAAAAAUUUCACAAUCUCCCAGUAAAGACAGUUGACAUAAUUCCUAUCGACCCGGAAAACACAAAUGAAGCGGACACAAUGUCACCAUUGAGUUUGCCUCUGGAAGAUUUUGGCAUUAUCCGGGUUCCCUUCAGUAUUCUAGCACGUAUGUACCAUCGUGCAUCGUUGAUUUUGGCGCGCAAAGAAGAAAAUAUUCAUCCCGAUCCUGGAAGAGGGGACAAUUUGCCACGUUAUGUGGCAAACGAGGCAAUUGAUGCUCCAUCGUAUGCAGUUUGCAAGAAACGUACCGUGCGACGUGGAACAUAUUAUGUGUGCAGCGGCACUUGUAUCGAUUUUAAAGCGUAUGACAUUUGUGCCCAUACUUUAGCUGUGGCUGAAAUGGAUCGUUCAUUGACUGAGUUCGUUCAUUGUUACAAGACAACGAACCAAAGGCCUCCUAACGUGGAUGCCUUGAUUCACAUGGACCUCCCUCCUGGGCGUGGGUCAAAAAAGACCAAGGCAACACAAAGAAGGAAAGGUGCUACAAAUAAAAAAAGAAAGGAAGUUGUGGAGAGUUACACUAACACCUCUCCAACUGACCAAUCAGCAGCGAAUCCGGCGUCGACUUUAGUAAGCUCCCCAGGAAACAGAGGCACAGAGAAGGAAGCAGAGAAGACAACAACACAAAAAGACACAGAAGAGCCUCAGAAUAAAAGCCCCAACACAUCAACGCCGGCAGUUCAAGAAGGUAGUUUCCAGUUGAGCCUUCUUAAAAGAUGCAGCCCUCUGGUGAGAAGGUGUUACGGGUGUAAGGGUGUCUUGAAACUAAGGCGUGGUGAAGACUUUUUUAUUCCCAACCCACCAGAAGACCUCGUCAUAAUAUCAAGCGCGAGAUGGGCCUACUGGCAGAAUGGAGAGCAAAAGACUGGACGAUUAGGAAACGUAUACUUUCACUGUAAGGUUGAGUGCGUCCAAAAACUGCAGCCCCAAUUUAUUCCCUUCUUGGUGAUCAUUCCGGCGGCCGUUAAGCGUGAAUUACUCGAAGUUCAUCGAAAUCAUAUACAGAAAGAGCUUGGUCUCUAGAGUACAUAUGGGGGGAAAAAAUGCCACAUUCAGGAAAUGAUAAAUUCUCACCAUUUAUUAAUAUGUUACGGUCACUGUUUUGUUUGAUGACAUACAAUCACAACAAAAGGUGCCAUAACAUGUGUAGACAGAAAAGUUACCGUUGCCCAUUUCCGCACAGCCCGCACACUUAAAACUUUAUUUGUGCAAUUUGGUUUUUCCUAUUAGUGCAUAAUAUUUUGAUUUGGCCUGCAGUUAGCAAACACUUAUCGAACUCUGACUGUUUCAGAAAUUGGAAAGUUUUCUCUCGAGUCUUUGCGAAAUGUCGAAGUCGUUUUGUCAUUGUCUCUGAGAGGGCUUACUGUAAUAUUUGCGAAACGGAACAAAAUGAAAACGUGUUCCUUGUGAGAUUAAUUUAAUCGGAACGGUAAUUUGCGAAAGGGAAAUGAUUCAUUUGUAAAUUAGAAAUAUGUUAUUUUCGAAAAAGUUAAUUCUGUAAUUUGCACUUGUGUGAAUUUAAUGAAUCAAUGCAGA